Capronia coronata CBS 617.96 is the source of this 2346-nucleotide messenger RNA. RefSeq lists its product as uncharacterized. Gene Ontology annotation, cellular component: Golgi apparatus; membrane; early endosome. The coding region runs from base 1 to 2346 and encodes 781 amino acids. NCBI's taxonomy places the organism in Eukaryota, Fungi, Ascomycota, Eurotiomycetes, Chaetothyriales, Herpotrichiellaceae. Gene Ontology annotation, biological process: transmembrane transport; chloride transport. Gene Ontology annotation, molecular function: voltage-gated chloride channel activity. The record is from RefSeq and is a predicted model, not a curated record. The transcript is spliced from 2 exons.
AUGGCGAUGGACGAAGAACGCCCUGAUGAAAGGACGCACCUACUCGCUCAUGGCAGGAGGCUGAGCGAAGCAGAAGCUGCAUCCAUUGUUUCUUCCCAGAUCAGCAAGGAAGAACAGGCUCUGGGAGAGACCGCAGUUGGAGAGCGUUUGCCAUACAAUGACUAUACUACGAUUGAUUGGCUUCACGAUCUGGUCAAAGACUCUUUCCGCUACCGUUCCAUCCACACCGGGAAGGGCAUCCGCCAUAAACUCAGGUCAUCCUUUGAUUCCUGCGAGGGAUGGAUCGUGGCUGCAGUUAUUGGCACGUUGACGGCAUGUGUUGCCUACGCUGUGGACGUCGCUGUCGCCACGAUCAGCGACUGGAAAACAGGAUACUGCAAGACCAAUGUGUUUGCAAGUAAGGACAUAUGCUGCGCUCCGACGGCGUCACUGGACCCUUUUGCGGAUGAAAUGGGUGAGAGUUGUCCUGCUUGGAGAUAUUGGACCGAUAAAUACUGGCAUGGGUUUGGAAUAUACGUCGGUUUUGCCCUCCUCUUCGGCAUCAUCAGCGGCUCAGUAACCUUGACUACGAAGAGGAGUCUGCCUGCAACUGCUCCAGGCUCGGGCGACAGAGUACCCAUGGAAAUGAACGGCCAACAACCCACCCCUGCGGAUACGGCGAAGCCGGAGCCAGCUGGAAAAUCGAUAUACAUGGCCGCGGGCAGCGGGAUCCCCGAAAUCAAGACUAUCCUGUCGGGAUUUGUCAUUCCACACUUCCUGGAUCUAAACGUGUUGAUCGUCAAAGCGGUGGGCUCUGUAUUCGCCGUGGCUACGGGCAUGUGUUUGGGAAAGGAGGGGCCUUUCGUUCAUAUUUCUACGUGCGUUGCAUACCUGGUCGGUGUCCAAUUUCCAAAAUAUCGUGAGAAUGGUCGCAAGCUUCGGGAGAUUCUUUCUGCUGGCUGUUCGAGCGGUCUAGCCGUGGCCUUCGGAGCUCCUAUUGGAGGUGUGCUUUUUGCCUACGAAGAGAUUUCCACGUACUUCCCUCGAAAGGUCCUUUGGCGAGCGUUCAUCUGUUCGUUAUUCGCGGCCAUGACUCUCAGAGCGCUCAACCCUACAGGCACAGGAAAACUGGUGCUGUUUGAGACCAACUAUGGUACGAGUUAUCAACCAUACCAUUAUGUCGUGUUCGUCGUUCUGGGGAUCGCUGGCGGCAUUUUCGGUGGUGUUUUCUGCAAGGCCAAUUUCUUCUGGUCUCGCAGCUUCCGAAAGUACAACAUCAUCAAGAAUUAUCCUGUGUUUGAGGUCUUCUUGGUUGUCCUCGUCACGGCCCUUCUGCAAUAUCCCAACCCGCUUACUCGAGAACCUGGCGAUGUUAUCAUCAAGAACCUUUUGGUGGACUGUUCGGACAACUCGAGGAUGGCAUAUGUAUGUCUGCAGGAAGGGCAUGCUGCGCCUUCUCCCAAGUACCUUGCUUGGCUGGCCUACGGCACGCUUGUGAAACUCGUUUUGACAAUCAUCACGUUUGGCAUCAAAGUCCCCUCCGGUAUCAUCAUUCCUGCUCUUGAUGGCGGAGCCUUCUUUGGAAGGUUGGUUGGUCAAAUACCUUUGCUGGCAGGCUCUAUCUCUCCUGGAAUUUUCGCCAUGGUCGGAGCAGGGGCCUUCCUAGCCGGAGUUAGUCGAAUGACAAUCUCCCUGGCGGUCAUCAUGUUCGAACUGACCGGUGAGCUUGAAUUCAUCGUGCCCAACAUGAUCGGCAUCAUGGUAGCAAAAUGGGUUGCGGAUGCGCUUGAGCACGAGGGUGUGUACGAUUUGGCACAGACAGUCCUUGGCCAUCCAUUCCUUGAUCUUGAUUACAGUAUGAAGCUGGUGCAGCAAGAUACUUACCUCGUCGAGGAACUCAUUCCACCUGCUCAGACGAUGCGCGAGAUCACAGUGGACGUGCCCGAAAACGGUGUGGUACCUCGGGUCCUGUUGGCCCAGAAGCUACAUCAGCUCCAACGUCGAGGCCUCAUGGAUGCAGGACUUGUCCUCGUGCAGCAUGGUAUGCUUCAAGGCUACCUUGCGGAGGGUGAAUUGAAAUUUGGAUUGGAGAACCUAGGCCGGACGCUUCCAGAAGGAUGUCUUGUCCGUCUACUACCUCCGGCCGUAGAGGGUGCACCAUUCGAGCAUGAGGGCGAGCUUGACAUGUCACACUUUGUCGAUCGAACCCCACUGUCCAUAUGUGCCAAAGCCCCAAUGGAAUAUGCCGUCGAGAUGUUUGGCAAGCUCGGACUGAGGCACCUGUGUGUGACGGAGGAAGGUACUGGAAAGCUGGUAGGUGUCAUCAUCAAAAAGAGGCUCGUAGUCUGGUUAGAGGGAUUGCGGUGA